GUGUACGUAUGUUUCGUACCUAGAUAUCUAGCAAAAUCAAAACAUUGAGUCAAUCUUUGAAAAUGGAUGAAAACAGCUUGAUCUACGGACUGGAACUGCAGGCUCGGGCCCUAACACCUCAGUAUGGAGAGAGCAACGAUGUGUGCUUUUUUAUAGCCACCAACUCCUUGAAGCCCACGAACCAGGUGCACUUAAUCCAGUACGAGGAGGAGCAGGGAUCCGUGCAAGCAAAGGUCUUUGAGCAUGCCCUGGGUGAAGUGUGGAAACUGAAUAGUUGCCCUCGUAAUUCUCGCCUGCUGGCCUCCGUCUACAAUGUGCAAAAGGGAGCACAAGUGCUCACCAAAGCGGCUCUGAUUACGCUGCCCGAGGAUCUCAAUUCGGAGCUGAAGUCGGAGUACCUGCCCUGGGAGCAGGUUGAGGUCCUGGACACGGAAGCACUGGGCGAACGUGUUAAGACCAUCGAAUUCCAUCCCAAUCAGGACACCCUCGCCUGCGUGGUGGACAACAAGGUGGCUGUGAUGCAGCGCGCUGAAGCCUCCACUCGCGUGGUGGCCGAGGUGCCGGCUAGCGGAUCCUCCAGUGGAUCUGCAAAGCACACACAGCAUUUCACCACCGGCAAGUGGUCGCACCACCAUCAGGGACACCAGUUUCUCACCCUCCAAGAUGGCAAUCUGAGCGCCUACGAUGUGCGGGAUACACAGCAUUGUGCCUGGAGCAUCAACGAUGCGCACGGACAAAUGGUUCGAGAUCUGGACUGCAAUCCCAACAAGCAGUGCCAUUUGGUAACCGGCGGUGACGAUGGUUACUUAAGGAUUUGGGACUGCCGCAUGGCCAAGGCUCCGGUUUUCGAGCGCUCCGAUCAUUCGCAUUGGGUUUGGUGCGUGCGCUUCAACACAUUCCACGACCAAUUGCUCCUCUCCAGCUCCAGUGACUGCAAGGUGCUGCUCACCUGCGCUGGCUCAGUGAGUUCAGAGACACAGGUUCAGCCAGGACUAGAUGACUCCAACUUCAGUGGUGCAGAAGCCGAGGAGAGGCACAAACUCUUGCCAGAUGGUCUGCUGCAGACGUUUGAUCAGCACGAGGACUCCGUUUACUGUGCCGAGUGGAGCAAUGUGGAUCCGUGGAUCUUUGCUUCCCUCAGCUACGAUGGCCGCGUCAUAAUCUCAAAGGUGCCCAAGCAGUACAAGUACCAGAUUAUAUUUUAAGCCAAUAGUUUCUUAAAUUAUUACACAUAUUUCAUAGUUUAAACUAACUAAACGAAUUGUGUCCUUGUAUGCAGCAGGUUAUAUAAAUAUUAAACCAAUAAGUUAUUAUAUGCAGACAUA
Drosophila santomea is the source of this 1325-nucleotide messenger RNA. RefSeq names its product EARP and GARP complex-interacting protein 1. Gene Ontology annotation, biological process: protein ubiquitination. The transcript is spliced from 2 exons. The record is from RefSeq and is a predicted model, not a curated record. The coding region runs from base 63 to 1205 and encodes 380 amino acids. NCBI's taxonomy places the organism in Eukaryota, Metazoa, Arthropoda, Insecta, Diptera, Drosophilidae. Gene Ontology annotation, molecular function: protein binding.